Molecule: messenger RNA, 879 nt
Organism: Angiostrongylus costaricensis
Lineage: Eukaryota; Metazoa; Nematoda; Chromadorea; Rhabditida; Metastrongylidae
Source: the annotation of a GenBank genome assembly
ACAAAUUUGCUUUGCUUGCUGAAUUCGGUCGUUGAUUUUCCAGGGAUGUUGAAAUCUGUCGCUUCGCUAGACUACAUCAAGUUCUCUCUUGCCGCAAUUGAGAAAGGACUGCAACUGUGUGCUCAAAAAGCAAAACAGACAGGGCGACCGUUUGAGCAAAUGAUGCUCGUAUUCGACCUGGAUCACAUCGGUUCCGCGCACUUCUCAUGCAAGCAGUUCGCCAGCUCGUUCACGACCCUCGUCACUCUCUUCCAGGAGCACUAUCCACUCGUGUUGAGGAAAAUCCUCAUUAUCAGGUCACCGGAAAUGGCUCGAAUCGCUUACGCUUCUAUCACAGCCAUUCUCAGCGACCCGAUCACAAGACUUAUUGAGAUGCCUUCUGAAGCCGACUGGAAAUGGGCCUUAGCACAGUAUGUGAAUUUGGACGCAUGGCCAAUCCACUGGGGAGGAAAUCUAUCCGAGAAUGGUGAUCCGAAAUGUCCAGCGACUAUCCGAUAUGGUAUGGGUCCAGUUCCGUCCGAUUAUUACGUCGAUCCGAAGAAGGCGAUGCCGGAUUACGAUCAGUUGACGACGGUAUACGCAGGAGAUAAGCACUUAAUUUCAAUUCGUAUCAAGGAGAAGAGCAAAAUAUGCUGGCAAUAUAUGACGGAUGAUGACGAUAUCGGCUUUGCUAUCCAUUUUGACCCGUCCUUUCAGGCGAACAACUUGACAGAAAUGGAAGUUGUCUAUCCGUACAUCCGCCUCGAAUGCACAAAUGUUCCGAUUUCUGGGCACUAUGUGGCUGAAAAAGCGGGAAACUAUAUAAUCGAGUUCGACAACUACUACUCGUGGUUUUCAGCCAAGCAGCUUCGUUAUAACAUUGAAAUUGAAGAAAUGUAG